Carcharodon carcharias (great white shark) is the source of this 2575-nucleotide messenger RNA. Its product is annotated as protein-cysteine N-palmitoyltransferase HHAT-like protein. The transcript is spliced from 12 exons. Gene Ontology annotation, biological process: negative regulation of N-terminal protein palmitoylation. Lineage: Eukaryota; Metazoa; Chordata; Chondrichthyes; Lamniformes; Lamnidae. Gene Ontology annotation, cellular component: endoplasmic reticulum. Gene Ontology annotation, molecular function: acyltransferase activity. The coding region runs from base 186 to 1691 and encodes 501 amino acids. The record is from RefSeq and is a predicted model, not a curated record.
GCCGGGGGUCUGACCCUAUCAGCAAAAAACAAAUCAUUGGGACGAAGGCGCGAGUGAGACCUGAGGCAAAUUUUCAGUUAGGUACAAGAACUUCACUGUUCCCACCUCCCCGGGUGUGACUCCUCUUGUUAACGUACUGGAUUCAAGUUGUGUUCUUCCUUUCUUGGAGCCAGUGAUCUGCAGACAUGGGUCUUAAGACUGCGUUACCCAAGGUGGAACUGUGCCUUUACGCCAUGGUGUUAUCCCUGGCCAUUCUGUGGGCAGCAAGCUGGAUCUGUGAAGCAUCAACAGAGAACAUGAACCGGCAGAGUUUUAAGCAGAGUGUCAAACGAGGCUGGUCGUACAUUGGUCGGAAAAUGGAUGUUGCUGAUUUUGAAUGGGUUAUGUGGUUCACCAAGUUCCGAAACUACAUUCUUUUUGCCUUAUCUGGUCAUGUUCUUUUUGGCAAAGCCAUCUCCAUGACCGUACCUCAGCACAGAUCCUUAUAUUUUAUGACUUAUGGGAUAUUUGCAAUCCUGGCUACAAUGGGCACCUCAUACCUCAUCUUAAUCCUGGCCCACUGCAUUCUACUCUACAGCAUUGGCUUAGCUAAACAGAAGUGGCUGUGUUUCGUUGCUGGCCUUUGCAGCUUAGCAACAUUCAAAAUAGAGCCUGUGAGCUCUUGGCAGACCGGGUUUGUGACGGGCACCUUCCAGCUCCACGAUGUCCUGUUUUAUGGAGGGAGUGGCUUCACCAUCAUGCGAUGUAUGAGCUUUGCCUUGGAAAAUGCUGAGAGGAAAGAUGGGAACUUCUCGAUCCUGGACCUACUGAUAUACAACUUCUACCUCCCUUUCUUCUUUUUUGGACCUGUUAUGACCUUUGAUCAGUUCUACGCUCAGGUAAAGCAACCGAAGUUCAUUCGGAAAGAGAAUGAGAUGUGGAACAUCAGGAAAUAUGCUUUAGCGCAUCUUACUGUAAUAAUCCUCGUUGAUGUCUUCUUCCAUUACCUCUACAUUCUGACCAUCCCUUCAGACCUGAAGCUGGUGGCAAGCCUUUCCGACUGGGCAUUAGCUUGUUUGGCUUAUUUCAACCUGGUGUAUGACUGGGUAAAGGCAGCAGUGAUGUUCGGAGUGAUUGGGACAGUGGCCAGGCUCGAUUAUUUCGACCCACCCAAACCACCAAAAUGUAUCACCAUGCUGUAUGUAUUUGCUGAAACGCACUUUGACAGGGGGAUAAAUGACUGGCUGUGCAAGUACGUUUAUGAUUAUCUGGGAGAAGACCACGACAACAUUCUGAAGGAGCUCCUGGCGACAGUUUGCACCUUCUUGAUCACUACACUCUGGCUUGGUCCAGGGAACGUGGUCUAUAUCUGGUCCAUGUGUAACUGCUUUGGCCUCAACUUUGAACUCUGGGUGCAAAAGUUUUUUCAGCGUGAACCCUUCGCAUCAAUGGAGGCUAACCAAAUGUCUGAGCCAAUGUCCCGACGAAUCAGAGGAGUGUUCGGUGCUGCAAACUUCUGGGCUAUUGUUUUGUACAACGUCCUUUCACUGAACAGCGUUGACUUUGCUGUACUGGUCGCUGGGAGGUUGAUCCUCACUGGAUUUCCCUGGAGCCCAUUGAGUAUCCUCUUUGUGACCUACUGCGGAGUUCAGUUGAUCAAGGAGAAUGAACGCAGAUUGGCACUGGAAGCUGACAAAAAGAAAGUGGACUAGAGGACUGGCCAAGAGAGGAGAGAAAAAGGAGAGAGAAAAGCUUCCCUGUGAACAGUUAGUCAACUGGCCACUUGUGAGGUGUACAAGGAAGAAAGGCUUUGGAUUGCACAAACCAGCACUUACCCGAAUAACUUGUAACAUGGCCGAACUGGUCAAUCCCACUCCUUCCCUCCACUCCUACAGGGUGCGAAGAAGACUCCAUUUGACUGUGGCCGGGAUUUUCCGGCUCCGCCCGCCACCCGGAAUCUUCCGGUCCUGCCAAAAGCCAACGGACCUUUGGCUGGCCGGCCGCAUCCCCCACAACAGGGCCCGGCGUGGCGUGGCGAGGCCGGAAAAUCCCGGCCUGUCAAUCUUCAAAAUCUGUGGGCCCUCAUUUUAAUAGCUCGAUCCCUGUCCUGGAGAAGGCCAUUUGAGCCUGUUCUCACCUUCCUCCCCCCGCCCCCCCCACUCCCUCGCACCACCGCCCUGUAGCAGGUUUUCAGGUAUGUGGUAGGGAAAAUUGCUGGGAAGGCCUUUCGGAGUUUUGUGGGUUUUGAACGGCAGGGAUGGAAUUGUUGACUAAAAGACUGAGAAAUAGCAAAGAAUCAUUGUUCCCUAAUUAUUCAGCUGCGAACUUUUUCUCUCUCCGUCCAUGUGUUCCUGACACUCCGCACGCCAGUAAUUAGUUAUUGUCAAAGAUUUAAUUUAUUCUGUUCAAUUCUGAAGUUUUAUAUCACAAAUACAUGGCAUCUCGGGUUUAUGUGAAGGAUAACUAUAGAUAACAGACUGUGAGCUCUCGAACCUCUUCCUCCCAGUCUCACUGCUCCUUCGAGCUGCACUGGUUAAUAAACUAAUUUCUAAGCACUUCACAGACGUAAGAAAAAUAAAUGCAAAGUUGGACUCAU